AUGAGGCCUUUGUACCUGGUGCUCAGGCACCUAAUCUUCGCCAGCCUGGCGCGUGCCCAGUUUGGGGUUCAGAAUGAUAAGUCAGUUCUCGGUAUUAACAAUGAGUUCUCAGGCGUUUGUUACACAUAUGUUUCGGUCUACCCAGUCCUUGCCGAUCCCGAUUAUAUCACCAUCACAAAGCCCUACAGAGGCUCAGUAACAACGCAAUACACUGUCCCUCCGCAGGGCGAUGAACCUGGUAUUGUUAUUGUUGAACAGCCGGGCGCUUCAUCGGCGCCGGAGAAUGUAGUCAUCCCUGCGACGGAUGAUAGGUCUUAUGUUAUUAUUAUUAGACCGCAUUCAGGGCCGGAUCCGAUAUCUGCACCUAUUACGCAGGUUGUUCCGCCGAGAAGUGGACAGCCGGGACAAAUUAUUAUUGAGACGCCGGAGACUCGGGUUGGUGAUGCGACGCCGGGUGUGUUGCAGCCUCUUACGCUUGAGCCGAAGGAAGUGACUGGUUAUGUGACGGUCCUUCGACCAUUGACUGGAACAUUGGCGUCGCUGCAACUAAUUACUGUCUCACCGACUGGGACGAACCGUGGAUCGGUUAUUAUUAAUGUCCCGACAUCAGCGCUCAAUGGGGGAAGCCUCCAAGGUCUUACUCUCGAACCUGCACAGGAUGGCGAUUAUGUCACAGUGAUUGAACCAGCAGGCACAGCCUUCAGCGGAACUGUCCCAAUUAGACUAACAGUACCACCGAGCAAUGGAAACCCUGGUACUGUCAUCAUCCAAACACCUAUACCGGGAACUCUGAUGCCGUUGGCACUUGAGCCUCUAACCCCUAACACUUUGGGUGCCUUGGGGCUCGCUGGCCAAACGAUCACUCUUCAACCUGCCGAUGCAACCGGCUAUGUGACCAUCAUCGAACCAGCCGAAGGAAGCGUUACACCGACAGCCCCUAUCCGAACUACCAUUCCACCGACUGGUACCAAGCCCGGAACUGUACUCAUACAAACACCACCGGGCUGGAAUGAUGGGGGAGAUGGUGCAGCUUCCCAACCUACACGAACUCGCCCACAAGGUUCGGUAUCCUAUACCACUAUUACUCGUGGAGUGCCCAUGGGGAUGGGUGGCUCAGGAAGCGGAUCUGAUGGGGGCUCAAGUGGAGGAUCAGGUUCUGGUGAUGGGUCUGGUGGUGUUCAGGGCCAACCAGGUCAGGGCGGCGAUGACGAUUCAGGGCCGCGACAGACUCUCACCAUUCCUCCUGAGGGUGGUAACCCCGGUACUGUCCUUGUUCUCACACCUGAAGACCGCAAUAGCCCACAGACUGGCAACAACGGUGGCGACGAUAAUGGGGCCCAGGCUACUGGAGGAUCCAGUGGCGGGAACCAAGGUGGUUCAGGUGCUGGCUCAGGUUCAUCGAGCGGAGGAAAUGGCCAGAGUGGAAGUGGAGGGAGCUCCAACAAUGGGGGAUCUGGAGGUGGUACCAACAGCGGUAGCGGUAGCUCUGGACAAGGAGGCAGCUCCAGCAAUGGAGGCUCCUCUGGAAACGAUGAUGACCCCGUAAAAGGCGGUGUUCAGGGGUCCGGCUCUGGAUCAGAAGGCGAUGAUGACGGUGCAUCAGGAAACGGAGGAUCUUCAGGCUCAAAUAAUGGCAAUGGGUCUGGAAAUGGCGGGUCAUCGAGCUCUGGUGGAUCUGAUACCGGCGGAAGCAGUGGCUCGGGAGGAACCCAAGGCGGAGCUCAAGGUGGUUCCGACAGUGAGGGUGGCUCUGGAGGUAACGAUGGACCAAAGUCAGGGGGUACUGAGUCUGAAGGCGAUGGCUCAGAGGGCGGCUCGGAUUCUGGCAAUGGAAGCUCUGGUGGCUCGGGAUCGACUUCUGGCGGCAAGGGUUCCGGCGGAGAUGAUGGCAAUAACUCCGGAUCAGGAGGAAGUAAUGCUGGAGGGGAUAGCGGUGCUUCAGGCCAGUCAUCCUCAUCGCGAAGAGGAAGUACUUCUCGUCGCUCAAGCACUCGACCACCAAUUGUCAGAACAUCACCCUCAACCUACGUCGUCACAUCCAGCAGCACUGUCUUCACCAUAACCGCCGAUGUCGUCGAGACUCUCACUGCCGAACCUCAGAGAACCCGACGAUCCAGCAGCACCCAGCGUCUUACUGGCGGAGUCGAAGGCCUAGGAGGCAGCGGCACUGCAGUCACCGACAGAACGACAUUUAGACGUCCUUCAAACAGCCGAUCUACAGGAUCUGCGGCCGGUACUGCUGGCGAAGCUGCUUCUGGAGUUGAGUCUGACCCUCCACAAACUACAAAGGCUCCUGGAAGUCCUUCAAGUACCAGAAGAGCUGGUGCUUCAUCAAGCUCGGGAUACACUGGUACUGUUGAUACGCGCGUUCGUCCUGGAGGCAGUGGCCUGAGCUCUUCGCGCACCAGGACAUCGACCUCUGGACAAGCCUCUCGAUCUUUAGGUGGAGAGACUACUAUUGUCGAUAGUGGUCCCGUCAUAACAAAUGAUCCUGGCUCCGAUGCAGAGGAAGCUACGUCAUCUGGCGGAAAUGCCGCCCAGAGCUCAUCUACUCGCUCGGCCCAGAGGUCAAGUGCCUCUCAAUCCACAAGUGCGCAAAGGCCUGUUGCAGCAACUUCUUCGUCAGGUACUCGUUUCACUGCGAGACCUGCUGUUAUAUCGACUAACGGUGGUAAUGCUGAAGCUGGAAGAACAUCGCAGGCUUCGCAGAGAAGCAGCAGGGCUACUAGCGCAGUAUCGGGCUUUGUUGAAGGUGACCCUGAAUCAACUGCGGCAGGGAACAAUGGCGGUACAGUCUCGGGAGACAGUGAGGCAACAUCACAAGGAUCACGAGCUUCCAGUAGAUCACAGUCAACCAGUGCUGUUAGCGCCGGCUCUUCUUCAGCUGCAGCAAGAUCUAGUGCUUCGUCCACCUCGCGUGAGGGCUCAUCUGCGUCUGAUGCAGCCAGAGGAUCCAGCGCAGGUACUUCAACAGCAUCUCAGGGCGCAGGCCAGGGCUCAAGAACCUCCAUAACAAGCGAGGAGUUCAAUUUCGAGACACUUAUUGGCACUCAGAGCGUUCCGGAGUCGGAGCGCGUGGAACAGCCUGGUGAUACCUCGUCGACUCGCUCAGCGACAAGCAGUGGUGCUGGAUUGACAGGCCAGCCAGCUGGAGGAGUUGGAGGUUCAGCCACUGCUGAGCCAAACUCACAAAGCACCGGUGUUGAUGUAGAUGAUGACGCGACGACAUCUAGUGACGAGUCGCUCGCUGGAGGACCUACUGAUGGUGCUACGUCUGGAAGUGCAGAUGAGAGCUCUGUGACCGACGACUCUGAUGCUGAGACCUCCGCUUCUGGAGAUCCUAACUCGGAGACGGCAUCCGAUGAUGCUCGUACUGCCUCAGGCGACCCUGGUACAAUUCUCAUUGAGACGCCUACGUCAGGUUCAGGCUCUGGUCCUGCUAAUGUCACUGUCUACACUGGCGUCUCUGCCACUGUCGCCACUACUCGUUUCAUUCCCGGUACAGCUUCAGAUGAACCUGGAACGUUCAUUGUCGAAACGCCAAUCGGCAGUCCAAUUUAUGUGACAGUCUACAGUGGCGGACCAGGUACAGCUGUUACAACGAUCUAUCUGACACCAAGUGAAUCUGGCGAUUCUACGACUAUGAUCAUCCAGACUCCCACUCAAGGAUCUGAGGGUUCUGCUACAGAUGAUAGUGACGUGUCUGAGACUGGAACUAUUACAGAAGCUUCAGGCGCAUCGGCGGCUCUCCGUGGGAACGUCACCAUCUAUACCCAAGCUCCUGGCACAGCUGGCGGAACAUUCUACUUCCCACCUGAUGACCCAGAAGAGUCGGGUACUGUUAUCAUUGAGACACUGUCCGGUGAUGCUGAAGAGACUGGCGCUGAGUCUACUGCAGGUCCAGUGGCCAUAACUGCUGGUGGCCGGGUCAAUACCACGAUCUUCAGCGGCGGUCCAGUAACUGCGCCUAGAACAUUAUACAUAUCGGCGACAGUUUCUGGGGAACCGGAUAUCGUCCUUGUCGAAACGCCAACCACUGGUCCAGAAGCAGAGGCUUCAGAGUCAGAGACUGGCCAGCGAUACACCACCGUCUUUGGUGGAGGGCCUGGAACAGCGACGAGAACUCUCACCAUUCCUGCUACAGUAUCUGGUGAGCUGGAUACUAUUCUGAUCGAGACACCGACUGGUGGUGCUCCCGAGGUCACAAUCACUAGAGGGGGGCCUGUCUCAGUCGCCACGACUGUUACUAUCCCUGGUGCGCCUGGCGAACCCGACACUGUUCUCGUUGAGAUUCCAACUGAAUCUGGCGAUGCUGGGCCCUCAGAGAGUGGUAGUGGCCCAGGCGAAGUGACUUCCACGCGCGGCGGACCAGUUACAGCUGCGACGACGAUCACAAUUCCUGGUCAAUUAGGCCAGCCUGACACUGUUAUUAUUGAAACGCCGACUCGUGCGGCUGAUGUCACAAUCAUAAGGGGGGGACUUGUUUCAAUCGCUACGACUGUAACAAUCCCUGGAGCACCUGGUGAGCCAGACACGGUUCUUGUGGAAAUACCAAUUGAGUCUGCCGAUCUAUCAGUAACUGGAAGUGGUGCAGGUGAAAUAACUUCCACUCGUGGUGGGCCAGUCACAGCCGCAACUACGAUUACCAUCCCAGGUAUAUCAGGUCAGCCAGAUACUGUUAUUGUUGAAACACCCACUACUCCCUCUGAUGGUGAGGUAUCUACGACGACUGGAGACGAUCCAAUUGAAGUGACAUCUACUCGGGGAGGACCGGUAACAGCUGCAACUACUAUUACUAUUCCUGGCGAGUCAGGACAGCCAGACACCGUUAUUAUUGAAACUCCUACAAGAUCUUCAGAUGAUGAAACAACAGAAACUGGAAGCAGCCCAGAAGAGGUAACUUCAACAAGAGGAGGACCUGUAACAGCAGCGACGACCAUCACCAUCCCUGGUGGGCCGGGCGAGCCAGAUACCGUCGUAGUUGAGACUCCAACGAGGUCAAAUGAACCUCCCGUAACUGGCGGUGUUCAAGCAAUUACUUCAACAAGAGCUGGAUCCGUGACAGCAGCAACUACUAUAACCAUCCCUGGCGAGUCCGGUCAACCUGACACGGUUAUCAUCGAGACACCUCGACCGUCUGAUGAGGAUGAACCAUCUACAACUGAAGAUACUCAAGAAGAAGUUACCAUUACUCGCGGCGGACCUGUAACUGCUGCCACUACCGUUACUAUCCCUGGAGUAUCUGGUGGUCCGGAUACAGUGUUCAUUGAGGUACCUACCACGUCGAAUGACCCUUCAGUGACUGGCGGAUUACAAGCGAUUACUUCUACACGAGGAGGAUUUGUGACAGCUGCUACAACUGUUACCAUCCCCGGGGAGCCAGGUCAGCCGGAUACCGUUAUAGUUGAAACACCUCUAUCUUCUGGUGAGGUUGUACCAUCUGCCACUGGGGGACAAGGAGAUGUGACUAUCACUCGCGGCGGAUCUGUAACUGCUGCCACGACAGUGACUAUCCCCGGAGUGUCUGGUGGUCCAGACACCGUGUUUGUGGAAACGCCAACUCAAUCUUCCGAAGAGCCUACAAGAACUGCUGUUCAGGAAGUCACAAUUACUCGGGGUGGUCCUGUUACAGCCCCUACCACAGUUACCCUCCCUGGAGUAUCCGGUGGUCCUGAUACUGUUUACAUCGAGGUUCCAACAGAGUCUGUUGGAACCGGAGCUGUUCAGCAGACUACUAUUACGCGUGGUGGCCCUGUAACAGCUGCCACAACUUACACCAUUCUCGGAGCGGCGGGAGAGCCAGAUACUGUUUAUAUCGAGACACCUACCGAGUCCGCUAGUGAGGUUAGUGAAACACCAGUAACUGGAGCCGUUCAAGAAGUCACUAUUACAAGAGGCGGUCCGGUCACAGCAGCAACCACAGUCACAAUCCCUGGUGUUUCUGGGGGACCAGACACGGUCUAUAUCGAGAUACCCACGGAACCUGCAGCUGCAGGCACGGAGCCGCCAGUGAGUGGAGCUGUUCAGGAAGUCACCAUCACGCGUGGAGGUCCCGUCACGGCGGCAACAACAAUUACUAUUCCCGGAGCUUCUGGAGAGCCAGAUACUGUUCUGGUUGAAGUUCCUAUUGAGUCUGCUGGGCGAUCCUCAGAAACAGGCUCUGUACGUGAGAUCACUAUUACAAGAGGUGGCCCAGUUACAGCAACGACAACGCUUACGAUUCCUGGCGAGUCUGGUGGACCUGAAACUGUACUGGUUGAGAUUCCAACAAGCUCUUCUAACGAUAACAAUGAGCCAUCUAUAACUGGUUCGGCUCCGGAAGUCACUAUUACACGAGGCGGACCAGUUACAGCCGCCACAACGAUCACUAUUCCAGGCUUAUCAGGGGAGCCAGAUACUGUACUGGUUGAGAUUCCAACUAGCUCUUCUGGCGAUAGCGAGGAGACUCUCAUAACUGGCUCAGUUAGGGAGGUCACUAUCACACGGGGAGGGCCAGUCACGGCUGCAACAACACUCACGAUCCCGGGUGAGUCCGGAGGACCAGAUACCGUGUUGGUCGAGAUCCCGACUAGUUCAUCUAAUGAAGGCGGUUCUACCCAAAGAGAAGUUACAAGUACUCGUGGCGGCCCUGUUACAGCUGCUACAACCAUCACUAUACCCGGUGUAUCAGGCGGACCAGAUACUGUCAUCAUCGAAACCCCCACUGAGUCUGCCAUUGAGCCAUCCGAGACUGAUGACCGUCAAGAGGUCACCAUUACCCAAGGUGGCCCUGUUACAGCCGCGACAACGAUUACUAUUCCAGGCUUAUCAGGAGAACCAGACACUGUCAUCGUCGAGAUACCUACUGGUGCUUUUGAGACUCCCAACAACGCUCUCGCCAACGUCACUGUCUACAGUGGCGGCCCCGUCUCAGUCACUCGUACCAUCUAUCUCCCGCCCACCGCAUCUAGCGAGGCUGGUACUAUCGUUAUAGAAACACCUGAUGGUUCUAGUCCCACUGAAACUGCCCGUGGACCUGGCAAUGUCACUAUAUACACUGGUGUCGCUGGUACAGCUACGAGAACCGUCUUCAUACCUGCUACAGCUUCAGGAGCACCAGGCACGGCACUUAUCGAAACGCCAACGGUUUCUGAGGAGACGACAGGAAGUAUUGUUACAACAGCGGCAGGACCUCUUACUACUUCUGAGGGCAGACCGAACACUACAAUCUACGGCGGUGGAUCUGGUUCAUCGACAAGGACGGUGUACUUCCCACCAGCUUCUGACGACCCCGAUGGCCUUGGGACCGUUGUCAUCGAGACACCAACCUCUGGUUCGGAAGAGGAAGAUCCCGAAUCAGCAACCAGCGCCAUUGCUACUGGAGGACCAGCUAACAUCACACGAAUUGUUGGAGGUCCUGGCUCGAUCACCGCCACUAUCUACAUCCCACCAACUGCCUCUGGUGAGCCCGGUGUUGUGGUCAUUGAGACGCCAACUUCAGGCCCCGAGGAUGAGACAACGGCCAGCGAGACUGCUGCAAACACAGCUUUCCCGGUAGGCAGGCAAAACGUCACUCUCUACAGCGGUGGUCCAGGUUCGGUUGUAACAACUAUCUACUACCCACCUGCAUCAAGCGAUCUUGAUGAGCCUGGUACGGUGGUGAUCCAGACCCCAACGGCUGGUCCUGUAGAGGAGGCAUCGACUUCUGGAAGUGAAGCCGCUACUCCAAUCCAGAACAUUACUCGCAUCGUGGGAGGACCUGCUUCUGUCACAACGACGAUCUACAUCCCUCCCACUGCCUCUGGAGAACCUGGAGUUGUCAUUAUUCAGACGCCUACAGCCAUUCCUGAGGAGGGAGAGACACUUUCAGCAUCUACCACUGAAACAGCCAGUGAUGGGGAAACAACUGGUAUCCCCAAUGUCACUCGCUACGUCGGCGGUCCAGCUUCUAUCAUGACAACAUACACAAUACCCCCUGCGUCCUCUGGAGACCCAGGAACAGUGGUCAUUCAAACCCCUUCUGCCAGCCCUGGCGAGAGCGCUUCAGCAACUGAGAUUCCAGACGUCACUAGAUACAUCGGUGGCCCAGCUUCAGUCACUACGACUUAUACUCUCCCUCCAGGUUCACCUGGAGAGCCAGGUACCGUCGUUAUUCAAACCCCAACUGCCAGUCCUCAAGAAAGCGCUACGUCUUCCCCGCCAGCUGAAAUCCCCAAUGUCACUCGUUACGUCGGCGGGCCAGCGUCAGUUACGACGACCUAUACCCUCCCUCCAGCUUCUUCUGGAGAGCCGGGCACGGUGGUCAUUCAGACUCCCUCAGCUGGCCCCACUGCAGAAACGACACUUAGCCAGGCUAUCACAAGUGUUGAGUCUCCAAGCGCAAUUCAGAACGUCACUCGCUUCGUUGGAGGCCCAGCAUCAGUUACUACAACAAUCUACAUUCCCCCCGCUGCAUCCGGUGAACUCGGCACAGUACUCAUCCAAACCCCAAGCUCUGCUCCACAGGAGACUUCAUCAACACCAGCCACUAGCACAACACGACCACCAACGGUCCCACAGAACACAACUAUCUUCGGCGGCGGACCAGGCUCAAUCACAAGAACCGUCUAUAUCCCCCCUGCCUCAGUAGGCGAGCCAGGAACAGUCCUCAUCGAGACUCCAACAGCAAGUCCCGUAGCUUCUACCAGUCCUAUCACUGGCGCACCAGCAGGCAUUCCAACAACUUCUACCCCCAUCGUCGCUGGUACCAAUGUCACUAUCUUUAGAGCUGCUCCUCCCACAGCUACAGCUGAACGGACUUUGUAUGAUCCACCGACCGCGGCUGGAGAGCCUGGUACUGUCAUUAUCGAGACAAUGGUUGUGUCUUCGACUUCUGGUACAACUGCGCCGUUGAGUAUGGUGACUCCUGCUGUCACAACUUUAAGUGGCUCUCCAACUAGUUCUUCUGCUAUCGCUUCGCCGUCAUCUACAUCAAGUAGUGCGGCGGCUGCAGCAAGUUCAUCAAGCAGUGUUGCAGCAGCAGCGGCUUCGAGUUCUUCCUCUGUUACAGCAGCUGCCAGUUCCUCCAGUAGCGCUACGGCCGCAGCAGCUUCGUUAACCUCAUCAAGCAGUACUGCUGCAGCUGCUAUGUCAAGUUCUUCCAGCGCAGCCGCAGUAUCUACAUCAAGUUCCUCAGCUGCAGUUAUCGCGGCCAGUUCCUCUAGCGCAGCAGCAGCAGCAGCCUCAAGCUCAUCAAGUGCCGCCGCCGCCGCUACAUCUUCAACAUCAAGCGCAGCUCCAGCACCAGUCACCACAAGGUCAACCAGCGCUGCGCCCCCAGUAAUCACCACAUCCAGCAGCGCAGCCGUCCCCGUAAUCGCCACCUCCUCCACCAGCUCCUCCAGCACAAGCAUGAUGCCCCAACUCUCAUUCGGCCCAACAUUCGACUGCGAUGGCUUCGGCUACACCGUCCAAAGUCUCCUCGCCAACACCCUCACACGCGUCAAUCUCGUCACCGGUCAACGAACAGACAUCAGAACGGGUAUUGGUCCAGCCGGUCCUAUCAACGGUAUCGGCUUCAAUAGGUUCGAUAACUACAUCUACGGCUUCUCCCAACUGCCACUUCUCAAUGGCCUUGCUUGUGCCGUUCUGGGAUGUAAGCAAUCAAAGCUCAUCCGUAUUGCUAAGGAUGGGCGAUGGGAGAGUCUUGAUCUUGUGAUUGGUUCGAAUGCUAUUAGUAUGGGCGAUGUAGAUGAUCAAGGAAGGUUCUGGGUAUCGGAAGGGGGCGGUAGAUGGUGGUGCAUUGAUUUGAGACCGACCAGUAGCACUUUCGGCAAGCUUCUGAACUCCGGCACGUCUGCCACCAAUCUCCUUUCCGGAGUGGGUGACUGGGCAUAUGUCCCCGGUGGCGGAAACUAUCUCUACGCCUUACAAGCAUCCGUCAUCGAGAACGGCCUCCUCAGAACAAACAUCGUCCGCUGGUCUUUGACCACACAAAAGUGGGAGAAUUACCAAGCGUACCCAGGCAUCCUCAACACAGCGCUCAACCUCGUCUGGGGUGCUGUAAUGGCAGCGCCAGGCGGAACGCUCUUCGCUCAAGAGUCUGUCCUCGGACAGACGUGGAAGUUCACACUCGGAUUCGGAGCCCCGGAUCCGACGCCCAUACCAGGCGGUGCUAUUCUCAACUUGCUAGGAUCGGAUGGAGCCAGGUGUGCAAGUGCUGCAGUUUCAUGA
Molecule: messenger RNA, 10191 nt
Organism: Fusarium tjaetaba
Lineage: Eukaryota; Fungi; Ascomycota; Sordariomycetes; Hypocreales; Nectriaceae
Exons: 1
Coding region: 1-10191 (3396 amino acids)
Biological process (GO): cell adhesion
Source: RefSeq, a predicted model, not a curated record